GCUUCUCACGGUCGUUAGGUACCUCCGCGCAGCUCCGUGAGCCGCAUAUCGCGCACGUAUCGUCGUGUACGGCGUCACGUAACUGCGCAAUCGUGCCCGCACGUUACUUCCCGACCCCGGUGGGACCCACGCGCGCGCGCCCGUCUUGACAGUCGGCGUGUUUGGCGGGAAGCGCCUCGAGACGCGUAUUUUCCAUGUUUAUUGACUCGGAGACCGCCCCCACCGCGGCGUGCCGUUGCGGGCCGUGUGCAAUAUAGCGUUUUUCCGACGGGGAUUUCCUCUCGACCCCCGGUGCACGCGUUAUCGCGUCUCCAGUGUGCGCUCCUGGCCAGUGCUCGGUCGUGUGUGGAAUGUGAGACGGGGAAUCGUAGCAAGGAGACAGAGAAAACGUAGGAAAAAAGACUAAUCGGAAAGAGUGAGUGAGUAGUGAGAGACACACACACAGAGUCACGGACAAUCUGGACGUUGGACCACAAAAUUCGCGCGGGACACGUAACACGCUCUCUCGGCCGUCGCUCGGGUAUAUUCACGCGCAAGUGCCGGAGUGCGACGUUGCCGAAUCGCCCGUUCUCCGCAGGCUACGCCGAAGGAAUCGUCGUGUUGCGAGGAGAAAGAGAGAGAGAGAGAAAGAGCGAAGCGGCGGUGUCGGGAGGAGAGAGAAGGAGAGUGUGUAUGUGUGUGACUGCGCGCGCGUGUAUUUCGUCGCGUUUUCACGAGAGGAGCGUCCUCGCGUCGACCUUGACGGAUCGUUCGGCGCGAUGCAGCAGCGGGUUCGCGCGCGAGCUUGAGUCUGUUUUCGCGUUUCUCGCCGCUAUCUCGCUCCGGCCCAUAGUAACCGUGGCCAUACUGCGUUGCCAAGCGUGACUGCUGUUACGACCCCGUACACGCGUUGUCCUGUGAGCUCCGCUCCUCGGCGGUAACCUGAAUAGUGUCACCCGAGCAUCGUCGUCGUCGCCGCUCACCUUCACCGCGGGGAGACGUCGCGUCGGUGGAGCUCGGCGUUGCGACGGCCGAAGCUGACGAAACCAGCAGCAUCAAUAGGCAGCAUCAUCGUCAGCAGCACCAGCGGCGCGGCCAUUAUUCGAAAUUCGGUGGGUCGCGCCACGGCAGGCGACGUUGCCACGUUCCGUCGGCCGCGGUACGUAGCCGCGAUUAUUUCAACGAGCGACGGACGCACGGCAACGGGGACGAGAUUCCCAGAAGGAAUCAUCGUCAUCCCCGCGUCACGGCUGAUGCUGGAAGAAGAAGAAGCGUGCUGUUAUCGCGCGGAGUCGCGCACGAUCGCGUGGUGAAAGAGAGUGAGUGAGAGAGAAAGAAAACGAAGCAACUUCGGGAGAAGGGACAGUCCGCGCUAUUCAUUCCCUAACCUCUUUCUUCUCUCCGAGGGCGAGUGUUUUCGCAUUCCCUCCGCGUUCGUUCCCGCGAAAAGAGCGGCGCGAGAGCGGAACAACGUAGAUAGGAGGACGAGAUCAAGUGAAAGAGAGAGAGGGUGGUGGGAGAGCGGGAGGAGGAGAGCGUUCUUUGCCGUUGUGGAGCGCCGCGGCGGCGAUAGAGCGCGACGAAAUAUGAGCGCACGAGUACUGAACCCGGCGAUGAUGACGGAAAUGAGCAGGAACCUAGGCGGAGGAGGCGGCGGCGGCGGUGGCGGAGGCGCAGGAGGCGGCGGCGGGCGACCAGUGCCGAGCAGGGCCGCGCUCGCCCGCGUACGUCGCGAUCUCUUCGGCCCGGUGGACCACGUAGCGGCCAGGGCGCUCGCCGAGCGCGAACUUCGCGCCCAAUCCCUGCUCGACGCCGAGCGAUGGGGUUUCGACUUUCACCUGGAGAUACCGCGGCCGAACUUGCGCUACGAAUGGGAGCUGGUGACGGCGCAGGAUGUCGUGCCAGAGCCCUACGCUCUCCGCGGCAUGCCCUAUCUGAGGAAACACGCGCCCGGCGCGUCGCGCAAGUCGCGCGCCGAUGACACCGUCGCGACGACCGCCUCAUCGACGACGACGACGGUGGUCGCGACGUCGAUAACGACGACCAGCAGCACCACCAUGAUCACCGCGAGGAUCACCGAGCAGACCGAGACGACGAACGCCACGUCGGCGGCGACGUUGAUGGCGAUCGGUGCGACGGAGAGGACGCCGCCGCAGGAAGCCAGAGUGCCCGAGAUCGGCGACGCCACGACGCCCGGCGAGCUCUUGGACGCGAACGCCAAGAGGAAGAGGUGCCCCAUCGAGCCGACCACACCUGUAUUACCCCUCGCUGCCAGGAAGCAGUCAGCUAUCACAGAUUUCAUGAAGAGUCGUAAGCGCGGCCUGAACGGCACCACGAAGAGCAUGAUAGAACCGCCGGAGAAGAUCGCUCGCAACGCGGGCCAAAUACGCAGCUAAAAACCUUCAGCUUCCUCCUUCCUCCUUCGGCCUCUCGACGUCUUCUUCCACCUCGUCUACGCGCGUGGACGCGACGAAAGAUAGUACCGGAAACGGGACAUCGUACCACUGGGAGGAACGGGGAAAAAGAGGGCGCAGAGACGCUCCGGCAGGAGGCACGAGGUCCUCCUCGUUGGCUGUGCCAUUCACAUAGAUUUAUCCGCCGCGGGCGAAACCGACGGAGAGACGAAUGGAUUGGACGAGUCGGGGGUGGGGGUGGGGGGGGAGACCGAAGUGAGAGAUGGUAGUAGCGCCGUCGUUCUCUAUAUAUCUUCGCUGGUAACGUCGCUUUGUAGUACCGCGAGGAUUGCGAGAGCAAUAGCGAAAGAGAAAAGCCGUGGGACGAAGGAAACGGUAAAAAUCAAGACAGAUACCGUGUCAAAGUAAAAGACGCUCGGUAGAGAGAAGAGAAAGAGAGAGAGAGAGGAGAGAGGAAAAAAAGUACGACAGUGGCUGUCGCUAUUUUUUAUAAUAUACAGCACUAUUUUUCUUUUAGGAUAGACAGAAUAAGUAAAUUUCGGAGAAGAAAAUUAGAUUGUAGAUAGAAUUAUGAUUUGUCCAAAUUAAUUAAUGUAAUAUAUUCUUUGUUUCCACACAACAAUCAUAUAUAAAAAAAAAAGAUUAAACGAUGUCGUUACACAGCAUUUUACGAGAGAUUGAGUGGAAGAGUGAAUAGGUGAAUAAAUGAGUGAGCGAGUGAAAGGACGAACGAAUCAGCGAGCGAGUGAGUGGGUGAAUGAGAGAGAGAGGGAGGGGAGAGAAAAAGAGAGCACGAGGAGCUACGAAAUAUACGCUGUUCAUAGGCUAUUCGUAGGAAUUAGUUAACUAGAUUCUAAGGCAGAGUAUAUCGCAUGUAUUGAUUGGAUCCGACGAAACGAAUCGCUUGAGCUGGUUCAAAAACUGUUGGGAUCGCGGCUAUUGCGUUCCUAUUUCCCCGAGUACUCAGCGACGAGUUCUCCUUGGAGUACCCGUGGAAACCGGUGUCCCAUUGGAAACAGUUCUCGCGGAACAUAUUGCGCUGGUUUCGACGUUCAAUCCUUGAAACACGCGCGAUAUUCUCAGGUAUCUCCCAUCGAAUUAAUAAAUUAGAAUAAAUUUCACGAAACUUUACGGAACUUAAAACUUGAUGGAAUUUUAUCGAAAUCUCAUAUUUUCGAAAUUUUACAUUGCUUUCUUUGAAAUUCACAGAAGAAUCGAACAAUCAGGUACAAUUAGGCGAUAAAAACGCAAAAGGCGUGAUUCCGUGGCUAAAAUGUGACCAGUAUCAAGGAAGAAGGAGAGAGAGCGAGAGAAAGAGAGAGAGAGAGCGAGAGCGAGAAUUUAGCUAUAGUUUGUUACCCGAGUUUAAGCAUUGAUCUCCUGUACGAUUUUAAGAAAGUACAGCCGAUGCCAAAUCACCCCGCGAUUUUUUCUUUACCUGUAAAAAAAAA
Dinoponera quadriceps is the source of this 3844-nucleotide messenger RNA. RefSeq lists its product as uncharacterized. The record is from RefSeq and is a predicted model, not a curated record. Gene Ontology annotation, biological process: regulation of cell cycle. NCBI's taxonomy places the organism in Eukaryota, Metazoa, Arthropoda, Insecta, Hymenoptera, Formicidae. Gene Ontology annotation, molecular function: cyclin-dependent protein serine/threonine kinase inhibitor activity. The transcript is spliced from 2 exons. Bases 1566 to 2375 code for a protein of 269 amino acids. Gene Ontology annotation, cellular component: nucleus.